AUGUUUACUUCCUGUUUGUGUCUACUUGUUCCUGUGGGCUACAGCAGCCAGCUAGCAAGAUAAACUCUUCUCCCUGCAAGUUAGUGACAGUAUUGCUGUCCUGUCUGUUGAUGUUGAAUUGUUGAAACGAUGAGUUUGUGAGUUAAAUGUCUCUUCUCGAAGUUGUGUCGUUAAAGUUAAAGGGUAACGUCACAUGAAAAAGUAGCAUACCUUGGCUAGCGUUAGCUUAGUUGCAAAAAGAGAAGCAAGCUGAGAUUUACGACACGACUACAUCUAUUUUCUUUUUUCUGACUUCAUAAAUAACACAUUUCCAGCCCUACUUAUUUCCUCACUUCAUGUAGCUACAAACGUAACGGGUUUAUGAACACAUUGAGUGUUUUGGCCGUGCUUAUUCCCACUUCAGUCGGAGCUAGCUCAGCUAGCUAGCUAACGUACAGUCACAACAGUCACUAAUGCAACAAUGAACAUUCUCCCGAAGAAGAGCUGGCAUGUUCGCAACAAAGACAACGUCGCUCGCGUGCGGAAGGACGAGGCCCAAGCAGCAGAGGAGGAGCGCGAGGCCACCCGUCGCGUGGAGCGUGCUGAGCAAGAGGCUCGUACAGAGUAUCUGAGAGGGAAAUCCCGAGCUGCUCUCGCGUCAGCAGGAGAAAAGAGGGACGAUGAAGUUGUUGAUGAACGAAGUGGAGGAAGUGGAAUCCUGGAGCAUCUUAAUCUUUUUCCCCUGGAGGAGUCGUCAGAGAAGAAGGGGAAUGAGGAGUAUCUCAAAGACAAGAAAGCUGAAACGGAGAAGCAGGAACGAGCCAUCGGCUUGCUGGUGUCUCUGGGACCCCAACCAGGGUCUGAAGUCACUCCGUGGUACAUGAAAACCGGCAAAGAAAAAGAAGAAGAUAGAGAAAAAGAAGUGAAGAAAGAAAAAGAAGAGAAGAAAGAAAAGAGGAAGGGAGUAAGUGAAGAAGAGAGAGAGAAGAGAGAUCGCAGAACGAAAGAUAGUUUAGACCCAUUGAAAGAUAUGAAGAAAGCACUCGCUGUAAAGGACAGAAAAUACAACUACGGCAAGAAAAAGGAAAAGAGAGACAAAGGGGAAAGGAGGAGCAGUGGAGAGAGCUCCAUAGAAAGGUUACGCGCUGAGCGCUUACAGAGGGAGACUGAGGAAAGGAGGAGAACCCAGGCCCUUCUCGACCAGAGGAACGGCAAAAGGAAGGAGCCAGGGACGGAGACGACUGAGAGGGAGAAGCCGUACAACAGCGCAUACUUCCCAGAACUCGCCAGAAAGCGUCAAAGGCGGGAUCGAGACAGCUGGAGAGAGGAAAUAUUAAAAUCAUGAACUAUCUUUAUAGGACUGUGAUCUGUGAUGGAUGGUUAGUGGACAAAUAACAGUGUGAAGCAAAUGUAAAAAAGUCAGGAGUAAAUAAGUAAACAGGGAAAGUGUGACAAAGUCGUUUUAGAGCCACAUGAAAGGAAUACGUCACGCCCCCAAAAUGAUCAUUUGAAUAUCAAUUACUCACCAAUUGGGGAGGGGGGGGGGGCGCCUUUAAUACCAGCAAAACCAUAUAAAAACAUUUGUUUACAAAAUCUCACACAGCUCGUGCAGUUUGUUUCUUAUUUAUCCAGUCAUAUGCUCACUACUUCCCAAACAUGCAUUUCUGCUUAAACCCUACUAAUUUAAUACACUUCCACAUAAACAGGUGCGCGACUCUUUCGUUGAGAGUACUGUUAAGACGGAAGUGUAUUAAAUGGUAGUGUUUUAGCGAAAAUGCAUUGCUGAUACACGCAGCCCCCAUUUACUUUAAUUUAUCAAGAAUUUUCUCCGUUUUUUUGGAUUCUUUGUUCAUUGUCCUUAAAGACUUGUAACAUGGUCAUGUUAUUUUCAGUAAGUUAAUGAAGAGGCAGUUUGUAGGCCUCUUUUUAUUUCUUUUAUUUCACCCAGAAAAUCCGAGGUCAGGUUCAGUUACAGUUACUUUUCUCCCCUGCAGCGUUUCGCUCACGAUCUCGUCAGCAGGGCAGAUGGCUGCCAUCACAGGGGGCUUGAAGCUCGGGCUCUCGGCAAAGAAAACAUGCAGUGAACAACUGUUAGAAUCGUUUAUACUAUUACUAUAAGAGGAUCGAAUAUCUGCACACACUCAAUGAACAAGUCUUUCAGUAAAGAAGUGACGCUGGAGAGUAGAGCUGAAACAAUUAGUCGAUUAAUCAUUUAGUUGAUUUUCUUAUAUUUUUACUCAUUAUUUAAGCUGAAUUAACAACCAUUGUCAUGUAUUACUUUAAGCUAAAUACAUUUGGGGUUUUAACUGUUGGUCAGAUAAAACAAACAAUUUGAAGAUGAUAAUGGGCAUGUUUCACUGUUUUCAGCCGUUGUAUAGCUCAAAUGAUUUAUCUAUUAAUUGAGAAGAUAAAUCAAUUAUAAAAAAUACUUUCUAUUUCUGCUCUAAGUGAGAUCAUACAGUACCUGCCUGCUGUAAAAAAUUAAUGCUGAUGAGGUUGUUUAGGUUACUUUGUUGUAUUUGUGAAAGUAAAAACGUCCCUUAUUUCAGAUGACUGGUCUGAUCAUCAUGUCAAUCGAAAUGUUUUUGCAUUUUAUUUUUUAAAAGCUAUAUAACCUUUUUCACAGAAGACAUUUUGACAUGGUAGAAUAAAUAAUAUCAACGAUGGCUGAAUUACAUUUAGCUGCCUCAGUUUCAGGGUCCUGGUGUUGUUCAUGCCGGCUCGCUGUCAUGAUUUACUGGGAUACGUCAACAGAACGAAGCCAUUAUAAAUGUUAUUAAUAACGCAUGUGCAAUCUUUCUACCAUGACCAUUUAAAAUGUCUGCUGUUAAAAAAAGACCCAUUGCACAUCAAUGAGCAACACAACAGAUUGACAUUAACUUUCUUUACUUGUAAAAAUAAUACACUCAGCCUGAAAUAAAUACUACAUGAGUUGUUGGUUUAACUUUAGUUUUUUGUGCUGAUUAAUUGUAUUGUAUCAACAAAAAGGAAACAUUAUAACCUCCAUGAAGGUAUUAGUUAUUGCAGGAUUGUAGCAUUAGACAGCAUUGAUGUGGUUAGGUGUAAUUAGUAUUACUCAUGACAUAUCUUUUUUCCACUAUUUGUUUUUGGUGUAUAUCUUUAAUAUAUUGUUAUGAACAUUUACACCACAUCAUAUGAAAUACUUUUCAAUAACAUGCACACAGGAAGUGUUUAUUUAGUUUUUCUCUUCACUUCACUGAUUGUUUUCUUCUUUUUCUUUGUACUUUUUCUUACAUUAUUGUUUAGUUGUGUCCUUAAAUUGAGGGGAGGUCCGUUGAGCCCAUGGAUUCAUGACCUCUCCCGACGUUUCUUAUUUUUCCACUAUCUGAAUUUCAUGCAGUCUUAGGUGUGUGCAACUGCAAAUAAAAA
Messenger RNA from Cottoperca gobio, 3369 nucleotides. RefSeq names its product leukocyte receptor cluster (LRC) member 1 (gene leng1). The record is from RefSeq and is a predicted model, not a curated record. NCBI's taxonomy places the organism in Eukaryota, Metazoa, Chordata, Actinopteri, Perciformes, Bovichtidae. The transcript has 4 exons. Bases 461 to 1324 code for a protein of 287 amino acids.